GGUUGAUUGGCAACAUUAAAUGGUCCCUACUGUGUGUACGCCGCCUUCCACCCGUGUGCAGCUGGGAUAGGCUCCAGCCCCUCGCGACCCCAAGAGGGACCGGCGGUGAGACGGAAGAACGUCUUUAAAUGGCAAACCAUUUGCGAUGCGCAUGCGCGUAGGUGUGACAGUUUGCACGCGAAGAGAGCGCGGAGGAAUUCAAGCGGCGCCCUAACUAACCUGAAAGCCGACUCACGCCUUCCGCGCCACUGCGCCGCGACUCAUGUCCGGUGUCUCCUCGCGGUCGUCCACCAUCCCGGUCCCCUCGCUCCCUCCCUGCGUCUCCGGCUGCGUGGGCAGGCUGCUGGAGGGGGGAAAUGGUCGCGUCCUCGCCCAGGAACAUUCCCGUGACGCCGCCAUUGAUCUGAGGAAAAUGGCCAUGCAGAACCUCAGCUGCCACUACAACGAGCCCAUGAGCUUCUUCUACAACAACAGCGGCGCCAACGACAAGUGGGACAAGACGCAGCUCAUUGUGGUCCAAGUGGUGGGUUCACUCUUCUGCUGCUUCAUCCUGGUCUCCAACGCCAUGGUCAUCGCCGCCGUGAUCACCAACAAGAAGUUCCACUUCCCCUUCUACUAUCUCCUGGCCAACCUGGCCGCCGCCGACUUCCUGGCGGGCAUCGCGUACAUCUACCUGAUGUUCAACACGGGCGAGGUGUCGCGGAAGCUGACGGUGAAAGGCUACUUCAUCCGCCAAGGUCUGCUGGACAUCAGCCUGUCCGCCUCGCUGGCCAACCUGCUGGUCAUCGCGCUGGAGCGCUACAUCGCCGUCAUGAACCUCAAAGUCCACAGCAACCUGACCAAGAGGAGGGUGACCCUGCUCAUGGUCCUGGUGUGGGCCAUCUCCAUCCUGAUGGGGGCCGUGCCCAGUCUGGGCUGGAACUGCACCUGCAACCUGAGCGACUGCUCCCAGCUGGCGCCCCUGUUCAGCAGGAGCUACCUGGUCUUCUGGUCCGUGUCCAACCUGGUGGUCUUCCUGGUGAUGGUGGCCAUCUACAUGAGGAUCUACGCCUUCGUCAAGAUGAGGACGUCCAUGCUCACGCCGCACACCCGGGGCUCCGUCAGCCGCAAGAGGACGCCCAUCAAGCUCAUCAAAACCGUCAUGGUGGUGCUCGGAGCCUUUGUGGUCUGCUGGACCCCCGGCCUGGUGGUCCUGCUGCUGGACGGCCUGAACUGCACCAGCUGCAAGGUGAUGAAACUGAAGCGCUGGCUGCUGCUCCUGGCCGUUGCCAACUCCGUCAUGAACCCCUGCAUCUACUCCUACAAGGACGAGGAGAUGUGGACCACCUUCAAGAACCUCCUGCGCUGCAUCGGCCACGGCACGCGGCGCCAGCGCUCCACGCGGGCCAACACCCGGCCCUUAAGCUCCGCCCUGGACACGGUUACCAGCCAGCCUCCGUCCGAGGAAACCAAGAUCGAGGACGAGGACGAGGACGUCUUUCGGACCUGAGAACGGAAUGGGUGCUCUUGGAAGAACGUAGGGGUCCGCCUAGAAAGCGGACGUGAAGGUCCUCUGUGGUCUGGAGUCCACCCUGAGAGAAACCUUGCCUUGGCCCUCACAGAACCUCUGGGUCAGGUCCAACUGAGAGGACACCCAGCUGCCAGUCGGCCGGGAGGAAUAUCAGCGUUUUCUCUUGCUACAAUCGCAUCCUUUUCAAAACGCAACUUGGUUUUUUUCCAGCUGGAGACAAACGUUAUUUAUCUCUCAAAAACUCUAUUGGACGUCUUCACUGCAGCCUCUGUUUUUAUAUCGCAUAAUGUACAGAAGUCACUUCCUGUUUUUAUAUCGCAUAAUGUACAGAAGUCACUUCCUGUUUUUUAGUACAAAAAGGUUUGUUUUGUUUUUUUUACACUGAAUUUUUGUUAACAUCAAAUUAUGUUGACAAUUUCAUUGAAUGAAAAUGUGUUUAGAUUAUUCAGGCAAAAAAUUGAGGAUUCAUUUAAGUGAGUUUUGAAGUAGCAAAUAUGUCUGCACUGAAUGUAUAUACACUGAAUUUUUUUGUGAACUGUAUUUUAUUUUAUUUUUUUUACAUCAAAUGAUGCUGACAAUUUCAUUGAAUGAAAAUGUGUGCUUUAAAAUGUGUAUAAGUGUGUAAAAUAUCUGUGUAAAGUGUUCAUUCAUUGUAUACACAUUCAGUGUAAAAAAAAUGUAUCACUAUUAAAAUUCAGUGUAAAAAAAUCACUAUUAAAAUUCAGUGUCAAAAAAUCUCUAUUAAAAUUCAAUGUAAAAAAAAUCACUGUAUUAAAAUUCAGUGUAAAAAAAAAUCACUGUAUACAAAUUCAUUCAUUGUAUACACUUUCAGUGUAAAAAGAAAUCACUAUUAAAAUUCAGUGUCAAAAAAAUCACUAUCAACAUUCUGUGUAAAAAAAAAAAUCACUGUAUACAAAUUCAUUCAUUAUAUACACAUUUAGUGUAAAACAAACACUUAAAAUUCAGUGUAAAAAUAAAAUCACUAUUAAAAUUCAGUGUAAAAAAAAAUAGAUAGCUAGAUAGUACUUUAUUGAUUCCUUUAGGAGACAAAUCACUAUACAAAUUAAUUCAUUGUAUACACAUUCAGUGUAAAAAAAAAAUCACUAUUAAAAUUCAGUGUAAAAAAAAUCACUAUUAAAAUUCAGUGUAAAAAAAUCACUGUGUACAAAUUAAUUCAUUGUAUACACAUUCAGUGUAAAAAAAAUCACUAUUAAAAUUCAUUGUAAAAAAAAUCACUAUUAAAAUUCAGUGUAAAAAAAUCACUGUAUAUAAAUUAAUUCAUUGUAUACACACUCAGUGUAAAAAAAUCACUAUUAAAAUUCAGUGUCAAAAAAUCACUAUUAAAAUUCAGUGUAAAAAAAACCCAGCUGUAUUAAAAUUCAGUGUAAAAAAAUCACUGUAUACAAAUUCAUUCAUUGUAUACACAUUCAGUGUAAAAAAAAAAUCACUAUUAAAAUUCAGUGUAAAAAAAAUCACUAUUAAAAUUCAGUGUAAAAAAAAACACUAUUAAAAUUCAGUGUAAAAAAAAAUCACUAUUAAAAUUCAGUGUAAAAAAAUCACUACAAAUUCAGUGUAAAAACAUUCACUGUAUAAAAAUGAGUGUAUAAAUAAUUCAGUAAUAAAACAAUUUGGUGUAUAGAAAAUUCAGUGUAUUAAAAAUUCAACUUGUAAAAAUUCAGUGUAUUAAAAAUUCACCAAUACAUUUCAGGGUGUACAAAUUCAGUGUGUACAAAUUCAAUGUAUAACAGAUUCACUAUUAAAGGUCGGUGUAAAAAUUCAAUGGAUAAAAGAUUCACUAUUAAAUGUCAGUGUGUAGAAACUCAGUGUGUAAAAAUAUAUUUAGGUUAGAAAAAUGUUUAAAAGAAAAUAAUACAGUGUAAAAAAAUCAGUGCAGAAAUAUUCAUUGCUUCAAAGUCAAGACCUUUUAUGGUGGCUUACCACCUCACCUUUUCCUGUUUGUGAAAUAUUACUGUAAAGGCAUCCAUACUGCAACCGUUCAUCAUCAAAUAAGCCUUUAUGCUGAUGAUAUAUUACUUUUCUUACAAAAUCCACAUUCUUCUCUUCAAGAUACAAUCUCAGUCAUGAAUACAUUCAGCUCUAUUUCAGAUGACUCCAUCACUGAGAGCGGCCCAUUCUUUCACAAAUGUUUGUAGAAACAGUCUCCAUGCCUAAGUGCUUGAUUCUAUACACCUGUGGCCAAGUCAUUAGGUCACCUGAUUCUGGACAUUUGGAUGGGUGGCCAAAUACUUUUGGCAAUAUAGUGUAUCAUCAACGGAAACAGUUUUAUCUAUUUUAAACAUUUAAUAACACGAUGUGUAAUAAAUCCAGCACAUUCCUUGAAUAUAUACAAAUCAAAUCUGUAAUCAGCGCAAGAUUCAACAAAACAACAUGGGAAAGUAAUCCCAUGACUGUUUGAUUAUUCAAAACAUCUGCCCCCAAAUUAUCCAAAUGAUAUGCUUUAUUAUCAAAAAAAGAUAACACAAAAGGUAUCCAGACUUCCAAAUGGCACUCGGGCGUAUCCACAAGCUGUGACCCAGAAUUCUGGAAACAAAUAUGCCUCGAUACUUCUCGUGUGAUUUGGAAUCCAAAUUUACGGCUGAUUCAGCUCAAAAUACGUUACAGAACACAUUACACCGGUCUAAGAAUGUGCAGUCGCCAUCAAAAGUUGACAUACACUUGUAAAGAACAUCAUGUCAUGGCUGUCUUGAGUUUCCAAUCAUUUCUACAACUCUUAUUUUUUUGUGAUAGAGUGAUUGGAGCACAUACUUGUUGGUCACAAAAAAAACAUUCAUGAAGUUUGGUUCUUUUAUGAAUUUAUUAUGUGUCUACUGAAAAUGUGAGCAAAUUACUGUAUCAAAAGUAUACAUACAACAAUGUUAAUAUUUGCUUACAUGUCCAUUGGCAAGUUUCACUGCAACAAGGCACUUUUGGUAGCCACCCACAAGCUUCUGCUUCAAUUUUUGAGCACUCCUCUUGACCAAAUUGGUGCAGUUCAGCUAAAUGUGUUGGUUUUCUGACAAGGACUUGUUUCUUCAGCAUUGUCCACACCUUUAAGUCAAGACUUUGGUAAGGCCAUUCCAAAACCUUAAUUCUAACCUGAUUUAUCCAUUCCUUUACCACUUUUGACGUGUGUUUGGGGUCAUUGUCCUGUUGGAACACCCAAUCUGAUGAUUUUAGCUCGUCCUGAAGAAUUUGGAGGUAAUCCUCCUUUUUCAUUGUCCCAUUUACUCUCUGUAAAGCACCAGUUCCAUUGGCAGCAAAACAGGCCCAGAGCAUAAUACUACCACCACCAUGUUUGACGGUAGGCAUGGUGUUCCUGGGAUUAAAGGCCUCACCUUUUUCUCCUCCAAACAUAUUGCUGGGUAUUGUGGCCAAAGAGCAAAAUUUUUGUUUCAUCUGACCACAGAACUUUUCUCCAGAAGGUCUUAUCUUUGUCCAUGUGAUGUCAGAUGAAACAGAAAUGUAGUUCUUUGGCCACAAUACCCAGCAAUACCACAAUUAUUGGCCAUAAUACCCCAACGGUGCUGCCCAACUGCCCUGCGAAAGUCCCUCCUGCUUUUUUUCUGCCCUUAUUUUUAAAAAAAAUCUAUUUUAUUUAUGUAUUUAACAUUAGGUACACUUACAAGGUUUUUUUUAUUAUUACUGCAUUACACUGAGACCCAUUUCUGUUUUAUUUUGACGGUGCCAACGAUGAAAGCCCCCUCCGUCACAAACGACCUUUAUUUUGGUGAAGCCAGAACCUUAUGUCGGUGUCCCUAAUAAAGUGUCCUCCAGGUCAAUUAGUGCUGCUGAUGGAGGCAAAACUUGUUCUUCCUGUCUUUCCAACUCGACGACAUCCUCUUCCUGUUUCCUCCACGGCUUCUAAGGAAAAGAUGUCACAACACCGAAUUCUUGAAUAGUUCCUCAGACACGGCUCUUAAUAACCGCUUGGAGCAGUCAAUAAUGUAUCGUUAUAAAUGUACAGUGUCAGUCUGGAUCAAUACAUUUACUGUGGUUUUACAGCAUAUUAUAGUCAAUGGAAAAACACUAACACUGUUUUUUUUUUGACAGUAAAAAAAACAAAAACCUGGCAGCUCAGUCGCCAGAAUUUUACUGUAACUUUUUUUUUUUUUUUUUUUUUUACAGUAUAUUGCUGUAAAUAGAGAAAGAGUACCACUGAUUUUUCAUGUGUACAGUAAAAU
Entelurus aequoreus (snake pipefish) is the source of this 5691-nucleotide messenger RNA. Its product is annotated as lysophosphatidic acid receptor 3-like. Gene Ontology annotation, biological process: G protein-coupled receptor signaling pathway. The transcript has 4 exons. Gene Ontology annotation, molecular function: lysophosphatidic acid receptor activity. Gene Ontology annotation, cellular component: membrane. Lineage: Eukaryota; Metazoa; Chordata; Actinopteri; Syngnathiformes; Syngnathidae. Bases 263 to 1489 code for a protein of 408 amino acids. The record is from RefSeq and is a predicted model, not a curated record.